AUGGAAGACCAUGAUGACGAGCAGUCUAAAUCGAUUCAACAAGACAUGUCGGAUAAUAUGACGCUGCUUCCGGAGAAAAACGGGCAAGAUCAAACUUUUGAAAAUGAAGGAAAACUUUUGGAAGUCGUCUCGAGACACAUCCACUCGAGGGAUGAUGAAAAUAAUGCCAAGGACGACUUUCCGAGUCCUUCACCUUGUAAAAUUGCUCGUCACGAGACACCAGGCUUGAGUUCUACGGGCAACAGACAAUGUGAUCCUACCGAGGAUAAAACCCUCAGAUGCGACCAGUCCGAUUCCUCUCCUUGUCUAAAUUUAUCCCUGCCGACACCGAGCACUUCAGUUGUUGUUUCCAAAGAAGUUGGGAACAAUUAUGAAGAGAAAGUCCAUCUUGCCAACAACGACAAAAAUGGUUUAGACAUCUCCAGUUACACUCUCAUGUUUCCCAACACCACCAGACAAGGAUCGAUUUCAGCGGCUCCAAUCACCAAUAAUGGCCAGGUUCAGAACAUCCUCGUGCUUAAUCUACCCCCUGGAGUGAAUGCAGUCUUAUCAGAUCAACCGUCCGAGACAGAAGAUAAUAUGUUAAUGACUCCGGACAUUGGUCAGGGACUUCAGGAGGUCACUAACAUGUCGUCCUGUACGUCUUCCUCAACUCCCCAGGUUGCAUGCGACACUACCACAAAGCAUAAUUAUUCUGACGACAGUAAAGCACGAAAAUGUCCCGGAAUCGAGUCCGGUACAAGCAGGGUGAAGUUUCUCAGCCAAGUGACUCCCGAUGGAUAUGUUUUCAACACCCCUGAACAGAAUUUGGCUCAUCCUAGCUCGAAAAACAUCUUAAACGCUUCUUUCUCUUCCAUUUCUUCUUCAACUUCGCUAAGAAACGAUGAGUUGGGCCGAAGUCCUAAUUCUUUAAAUCAUGUGGAGGUGGAAAACUGGCAAAAGUUCAGGGAUCACAGCAAAGAAAACUCUCCUACAAGUAUUUUGAAUGGGAUGCAAGGCUUUGGGCCAUUAGCCAACCACAUUCCAGUAAGCAGCUACAUUCUUGAUUCUAACCAAAUGAUGUCAGAUUCACCACAGAUCAACCAUGAUCCAACUGUACAAGCAACACAUCAGGUCUGCACUUUGGCAACAUCUCAAACUGGAAGCCAAAUUCCAAGCACACCACAUUCAAAGCAUGGCCAGCUGACCUUUUGCCAUAAUGGCCUCAUUCCACAGCCACCCAUGAUGAAAGAAGAAGAAAAACCUUGCCCUUUGAAUUAUUUACAGACUAUGAAUCCAAAUUACAGUGCCAAUGUUAGUCGAAAAACCAAUUCUCUUUUAUGCUUGAAAUCAAAUCUUGCAAAUUCUAAGGAAAAUGACCCAACAAGGCAUUUACAUAACCUAAAUGAGAGGAAGAGAAGAGCCCGCAUUACAAUAGCUUGUGAUUUUAUGAGAAAGCUGGUGCCAGGCCUUUCAGACAAGACAGACAAAGCCACAGUUUUUGAAUAUGCUGCCCGUUAUAUCCACUUCCUAAAUGCCCAGGUUGGGAAAGAAUAUGAUGCAAAUUUUCUGGUGAAAUACUGCAAUUACUGA
Molecule: messenger RNA, 1572 nt
Organism: Acanthosepion pharaonis
Lineage: Eukaryota; Metazoa; Mollusca; Cephalopoda; Sepiida; Sepiidae
Source: the annotation of a GenBank genome assembly